Molecule: messenger RNA, 351 nt
Organism: Peronospora matthiolae
Lineage: Eukaryota; Oomycota; Peronosporomycetes; Peronosporales; Peronosporaceae
Source: the annotation of a GenBank genome assembly
AUGGAAUUUGCCCGCAUUCCCGUCAGCUUGGACGCGCUGCCGGCCGCACACAAAUGGUAUCACAAGAUCACGAGCACUGAGCCGACCCAUUUAGGCCACCAGAUCAGUAAUGAGAUUGUCGUCACGAUGUGGGUGUUUAAGGAGAUCGUACGCACGCUGGUUGGCCGUCAGAAAUGGGCCGACGCUUCGAACCCCCGGCUUUGGUCUCAGGUCGUGCAAACCGGCAGUUCGGAAGUAUCGGACAUCACGACAGUCAAGAAGCACCCGCGUCUGAAGACUUUAUGUUUGAUACGGAAAUUUUUUCGGUGGAAGAGGUCGUCACGCUUCGAGCCCGUUGCUCUGCGCGCCUGA